Engraulis encrasicolus (European anchovy) is the source of this 1003-nucleotide messenger RNA. Its product is annotated as transmembrane and ubiquitin-like domain-containing protein 2. Bases 1 to 948 code for a protein of 315 amino acids. Gene Ontology annotation, molecular function: protein binding. Lineage: Eukaryota; Metazoa; Chordata; Actinopteri; Clupeiformes; Engraulidae. The record is from RefSeq and is a predicted model, not a curated record. The transcript has 2 exons.
AUGACUGUGUACUCCCAGGUAAUGUUAGGAGCAGGCAUCGGAAGCGAAGCGACAAUAAUUGGUGGGCUAUGUCUCCUCGCCCUGGCCACAGCCCUUGCGUGGCUCUCCACACAUGUGCCCGAGAAUGAGGGCCGCAUGAUGGGCACAAUCACUUCAUGGGACGCCUCUGUGCCUCUGGUUACCUUGGGGAGCUUCCGCUACAACAGACAUGACGUCUCCAACUCCGAUGACAGCAACAGGCAAGCAGAGUCCCCUGAAGAAGACACGCAUGUGGACAAACCAGAGCCAGCUCAAUCAGCUGGCAGCAGUGUGGAGCAGCUUUUGAACACGCAUGGUCUGCAUGAACAGACAGUUGCAAGUCCUCCACCAGCACACUCCCCUUCUUCAAUGCCUUCAGCCGACAUUGCAAGAGAGCGUAUGGAAGACAGGGCAACCUCCUCUUCUACUCAUCAAGACAUCACUGUGCGGCUGAAGUUUUUUGAUGACUCAGAGGAGCUGGCCAAACUCAGUCCUCAAGACACCAUUGGCAACCUGAAGAGUAAAUAUUUCGGUGAGAAGGAGCAUCAGACCAAGUUGAUUUUCCAGGGACAACUCCUCCGAGAUCCCCGGCAGUCCCUGCUCUCUCUGAACAUCACCCACAACAGCGUUGUCCACUGUCACAUCUCCCAGGCCCCAUCACCAUCAGAGGCUCCAGGCUCAGAGGAACCCAGACCAAUCAUCAGGUCUUCAGGGUCACGGGGUGACACGAGGGUAGGGUCCACCCUUGCAGCUGUCUCGGACAGAGGACUAAACAGAGACAGUAUGGUGGUGCCUGCGUUUGCGGUGAUUCUGGGUGUGAUGUGGUUCUUCCGCGUCCACUACAGUCAUCUUUUCACAACUCCGGCUACCAUCUUCCUGGUGGGUGUCAGUCUCCUUUUUGUGCUCAUGGUCUACAUCUCUGAGCAGUGAGACAACAAGCCAUGGAUGGCAGAGACUCUUUUGUUGUGAGAUGGAGGUGUUGCCA